AUGAGAUAUUUUACAAAGCCGAAUAUUAUUUUAGGUAAAGUCUAUGAUCCUGCUCUUCGCAGAAGUAAUUUUUACGGAUAUAAACUUGGAUGUGGUGACUGCAUUUCUAUGCGUAAUAAAAAUAUUCCAUGUAUGGCAUGCACUUCUAAUGCUUGUAAUAGAAGGAUAUUAUUAACAGAAGAAAGCAUAAUGUGCUGGGACGGAGAUAACGUUCUUACAUGUCCUAGGGAGAUAACUGGAAGAGCUUGCCAUUAUGCUGUAAUCAAGGAAACUAUAGUUAAACAAGGAUGUGGCCGUCCGGACCUGUCAAAGGAAAAAGAAACGGACAUACAGUUGCUUUUAUGUAUUCAUGAUAAUUUUUGCAAUACAAAAGAAGAAUUUGAAAGAGUACUUUUUUGCCUGAUUAAAGGCUGGGAUGAAUUGGAACCUAAGAGAAAAAUGUGUUAUGAAAAUGUAGGAAUGACUGACAGUCACCGUGAACCAUGUUUUAUUAAUCGACGUGAGGAUGGAAAAGUAAAACAAGGUUGUGGAGAGUGGAACAAGGCAUGUCCAGAUAAUAAAGAUACCGAAUUCUGUAAAUAUUGCAGAACAAAGAAUUGUAAUGACGAAAAAAUAAUACCCAAAUAUUGUUGGACAAAUUAUGGAAAAAUUAAAGUAAAUGGAGAUGUUCCUUGUUUUGUGGAAAGAACAAGAAAUCAUCAAAGUUUUGUUGUUUAG
This is a messenger RNA of Meloidogyne enterolobii, 717 nucleotides long. NCBI's taxonomy places the organism in Eukaryota, Metazoa, Nematoda, Chromadorea, Rhabditida, Meloidogynidae. The record is from the annotation of a GenBank genome assembly.